This is a messenger RNA of Gastrolobium bilobum, 795 nucleotides long. RefSeq lists its product as uncharacterized. The record is from RefSeq and is a predicted model, not a curated record. The transcript is spliced from 2 exons. Bases 1 to 795 code for a protein of 264 amino acids. Lineage: Eukaryota; Viridiplantae; Streptophyta; Magnoliopsida; Fabales; Fabaceae.
AUGUCAGAUAACAGAAGCUGUGAGAGGAAGAACAUGUUCGAUGAAGAUGCAUGGUGUGUUGGUUCUUCCAACAAUUGGCUCAUGCUAUUUGGCAGGGAUGGUUACCCUUUUCUUCUUCAUCCCUCCUCUGAUUCUUUCAUUCUGUUGCCACAAUUUCCCCAUUCAUUCUUGGCCUUCAACAUCACACAUUCCUAUUUUGCCGAAGCCUUGAGGAAAACCUUUGUAAGCAAGUUUGUGUUCAUGGGUUCUGCCUCUCCCUCUCACUACUUUCUUGCCAUAUUGUAUGGACACCAAUGCAAGCUUGCCUUGUUUGCUGCUGACUCGUGGGUGGAACUCUCUGAUGCACAGGGCUGUUAUCGUGACAUUGUGUUCGUCAACAAUUAUCUCUAUGCUUUGGCAAAAGACGAUUCUAUAUACUUGGUGAUAUCAAAGGGAGAGUUUCUGUUGGUGAAGAAGUAUAUUGGGAAUUUCGUGGACGCUGAUGGGGUGGUAGUAGAUGAAGCAUACAUUUUGUCAUCACUUGGUGUCACACCUUGCCCUUACAGAACAAAGCAUUUUACUGUGUAUGCACUUGACUUUGGAAAGAUCAAGUGGGAAAAGAAGAGGAUCUUACUCGAUCAAGCUCUAUUUGUCGGCACCGAGUCUAAAUCAGUGCCUGCGGCUUUAUCAGGAUGUCAAGCAAACUCCAUUUAUUUCACAGGUGAUAGGUUGGAAGAGAUGGAUUUAGAUUGGUCUUAUGGUGGUAACUGUUAUGGAUAUGAAUAUCAUAUCACAACUACCUAUCAGAAUAUCUGA